Patiria miniata (bat star) is the source of this 2450-nucleotide messenger RNA. Its product is annotated as matrix metalloproteinase-14-like. Gene Ontology annotation, molecular function: metalloendopeptidase activity; zinc ion binding. Gene Ontology annotation, biological process: collagen catabolic process; extracellular matrix organization; proteolysis. The record is from RefSeq and is a predicted model, not a curated record. Lineage: Eukaryota; Metazoa; Echinodermata; Asteroidea; Valvatida; Asterinidae. Gene Ontology annotation, cellular component: extracellular matrix. The transcript has 8 exons. Bases 576 to 2195 code for a protein of 539 amino acids.
CCCCACCCCGGAUUUACGUCCCUGGUCCAAUGUGCCUUGAACUACGGGCUUGGUCUGCAUCGUGUAAAACAAUUCAGUGGAAAUUGACGGAUAUCAAGACCGCAGGACCUUCGUAGAAAUAUGAAGGUUUCUGACAACAGUCUGACGAGUACCAUAUCAUUAUACAUCUACCGGGUUCAUACUGCAAUUGUUGGAAGUCCAAACGGCCAGAUAAUGCCAUACGUGGCCCUGGUUUGGUGCGGUUUCCUGGCAAAAUGGUGACGAUAUUUCCGGUGUCAGAGAGGAAGGAUCCUCCAAUGACACAGCGUGCAGUAUAAAAACACGGAGAGGCAGAACUGAAAUGCCAUUUAAUUAAUUCAACUGCGAACAUUACUGGAAGGGUUUCAGUGCAGCACGGGCGCCGGCAUUUCCUUGUCCUGCACGUAAUAAGUCGACACAGCUGCAUGCAGCAUUGACCUCAAAGAGAUUCCACCAGUUGAUGUGAUAUCAGACUCAUUUCUUGCCGUAUCAAUUUUAAAAUAAAGUUGAAGGGUUCGGUCAGAAUAUAUCAACAUCUCCAACAGGACUGCCGGACUAUGGCCAGUCUUACAUUGACGUCGCUGAUUAGUCUUGUAGUAUCCCUACAAGCCGUUCUCUACGUGCAAUCGAAGGAGGUACAGCACCUGAUGAGUGGUGUGGGUUUUCUGCAGAAGUACGGGUACAUGGGCCAGCCGGACCCCAACGCCAACGAGCUUAUCUCCGAGAUCGACGUCCGACAGGCCGUCAUGUUGAUGCAGCGGUUCUCCCACUUACCCAUGACCGGGGAAAUUGACGAGGAGACAGCCAGGAUGAUGAACAAGCCCCGCUGCGGCCUGCCGGACCUUCCGAGUAGAAAUCGGGACAGCCGCUGGUACGGGACCAGGGGCUACCGCGGAGGACGGGCCAGGCGGUACCUAGCCGAGGGAGUCCGCUGGUACAAACAGGAGCUUACCUACUACUUUGAUAACUUCACGCCGGACCUGUCACGUACUCAGGUCCGCGACGCCAUCGAGAGAGCCUUCAAGACCUGGAGUGACGUCACACCGCUGCGAUUCCGCGAGAUUCAGAGCGGGAACCCGGACAUCCACAUCAAGUUCGCCCGGCGUAGCCAUGGCGACAGUUACGCCUUCGACGGGCGGGGUGGCACGCUCGCGCAUGCGUUCUUCCCCGGGGCUGAUAUCGGCGGUGAUGCGCAUUUCGACGACGACGAAACGUUUACAUAUGCUUCAUACGAAGGAACCAAUCUCUUCACCGUUGCCGCCCACGAGUUAGGUCACUCCCUCGGCCUGGGUCACUCUGACGUGCCUGGGGCGUUGAUGGCGCCCUACUACCAGGGUUACGAUCCCGAAUUCCGGCUGCUCUAUGACGACAUCGCUGGAAUCCAAAGCUUGUAUGGUUCCAAUCCCAGACCGCCGCCCCGCCCUCAGCCCCGUCCUACCUCCCCACCAGAGCCCACUAACCCGCCUGUGACCGCCGAACCCACCCUGUCGCCUACCUGUGUCGGUAAAUUCUCAGCAGUGUCCGAUAUCCGUGGAGAAGUUUUCAUCUUUAAGAAAGACCAAAUGUGGCGGCUGUCAAAUUCUGGUACCCCGCUCACUGGUUACCCGAUGCCAACGAGUAGGUUUUGGCAAAUGGCGCCCUCUGGUGCCGACGCUGUCUUCGAGAAACUCGACGGGUCGAUAGUUUUCAUAAAAGGAACAAGGCACUGGGAGUUUAACGGGCUGAGCCUGAAGCGUGGCUUCCCCCAGGAUCUUCCGAGACUCACGGGAGGCGAACCGUCUGAAGUCGACGCCGUCCUCUCGCUCAGGCGAGAGGCCAAGACGUACUUCUUCAAGGGCGACCUCUGUUGGCGCUUUGACGGCAUGGAUGAGCAGAUGGAAGGCGACUAUCCUAAGUUGAUCACGGAGGAGUGGGUUGGAGGACCCGACCGCGUAGAUGCGGCUUUCCACUUCGACAACAACGUAUACCUCAUCAAGGGGAACCAGUACUGGCAAUUCAGCGACGGCAGCAUGACGGCUGAAGCGGGGACUAGGUGGCUAACGGUAGACUUUCUGGGAUGUUCAGAAGAUACUGUGGUCACGGACGAUGUGGGCAUCCCCGAUGACGCCAUCAGGACAGCUUCCGGUCUCUGGAUUUGUGUCGCGUCGGCGUUGGUGGCGCUUCUGUUUUUCAGAUGAUUCGCAGAAGUCCUGUGUUUGGAUAAGAUCAGACAGGACUGAUACAAGUUAGACUUGAUGUAAAUGUUUGUUGUUUAUUGGUCAUUCUAUAAAUCUAGUGUAAAAUGUGACAUUUUUCCGAGUCCCUGCACCUUGGUACUUCGUCUCGGGUGCUAUGCUGAUUAUGCUCCCCUCGGGUGUUCAAAACGUCGUAUCCCACAUCACAGCAGUCAACAAUUGUUUUGUUAUACCUCUGUCUUGGAUUCGUUGGAUUGU